Messenger RNA from Protobothrops mucrosquamatus (brown spotted pit viper), 618 nucleotides. It is a transcript of the gene CRYAB, whose product is annotated as crystallin alpha B. The transcript has 3 exons. Gene Ontology annotation, molecular function: protein folding chaperone; structural constituent of eye lens. Lineage: Eukaryota; Metazoa; Chordata; Lepidosauria; Squamata; Viperidae. The coding region runs from base 1 to 525 and encodes 174 amino acids. The record is from RefSeq and is a predicted model, not a curated record. Gene Ontology annotation, biological process: response to heat; protein refolding.
AUGGACGUCUCCAUCCACCACCCCUUCUUCCGCAGACGGCUCUUGCCCGGCCUCUCGCCCAGCCGCCUCUUCGGCCAACAUUUUGGGGAUCCCGUCAUGGAAUCCGAACUCUUCGCAGGCAGCUGGCCCCUGGACUCCUUCCUGGCGAGGCCCUUCGCCUUCAGGAACGCGGGAUGGAUGGACAGCGGACUUCCCGAGAUGCGUUUGGACAACUAUCAGUUUUCCGUCAACCUGGACGUGAAGCAGUUUUCUCCCGAGGAGCUGAAGGUCAAGGUCUGGGGAGACAUGAUUGAAGUCCAGGGGAAGCAUGAGGAGCGCCAGGACAGGCAGGGCUCCGUCGCCCGCGAGUUCAGCAGGAAGUACAGAAUCCCAGCCGACGUGGACCCCCUCACCAUCACCUCCUCCCUCUCUUCGGAUGGCAUCCUGACGGUGAACGGACCAAGGAAACUCAAGGAACUUCCGCAGCGCAGCAUCCCCGUCAUGCGGGAAGAAAGAUCGGCACUCCUGCCAGGACCAAGGAAAUAGAGGCCCCUGGAAGGCCCGCCCUUUCCACCCCGAAGAAAGCCUUUCCCUGGGACAGAAACGGCAAAUUGGUUCUUCUUCUUUAUUUAUCUGUGC